AAAAUGAUGAUGAAGAUGAAUUCGAAUACUAUUGAUGAUUGUCAAUUGUCAUCGACAUCCUUAAUAAAAGAAAACGAUGAAGAACAGCAGCAAUUUUUUCUUUGUAAAACACUCUACAGGUGGCUCGGUGAUGAUCAACCAUUAUGUGGUGAUGAUCAUGAUAAUGAUACCAUCACUAUUAAAUCAACAUCAAAUAAUCGUACAUUGUAUAAAUUUGAAUAUCAUAUUAUUUUCAAUGUUAAUUAUCAAGCACCUGUUCUAUAUUUUUACAUCUGUGAUCAAGAUGGCAGAUCAGUUUCAUUAGAAUGGUUAUGGAAUCGUUUACCAAAUUUUCAUUCAAAAAAUCAACAAAAAAACAACAUUAACAUUGAUGAAAUUUAUCAAUCAUUUGGCCGUAUAAUAACACAAACGAAUCAUCCAAUAUUUGGUCAUAUUGUAUUCAUGAUACAUCCAUGUCAAACAACAACAUUGAUGGGACAAGUACUUUCAUGUAAACAUUGUUGUUUGAAUCAACAUGAUUCACAAUCGAUUUUCGAUGAUGAUAAUUGUCAACAACAGUCAUCAUCAUCACCAACAACAAAUGAAGAUCAACAUUGUACAUAUUUAAUCACAUGGCUUAGUUCAUUAGCAUCAUAUAUUGGUUUACCAAUGUCAUUAAACUAUGAGAAAGAAAGACCAGGUAAUCCACAUAAGUGUGUGUUAUCGAUUUGUUUGUUAAAAUAACAUCCUAAUCACACAAAUUGUUUGAUUG
This is a messenger RNA of Dermatophagoides pteronyssinus (European house dust mite), 751 nucleotides long. RefSeq names its product Autophagy-related 10 (gene Atg10). Gene Ontology annotation, molecular function: Atg12 conjugating enzyme activity. The record is from RefSeq and is a predicted model, not a curated record. NCBI's taxonomy places the organism in Eukaryota, Metazoa, Arthropoda, Arachnida, Sarcoptiformes, Pyroglyphidae. Gene Ontology annotation, cellular component: cytosol. Gene Ontology annotation, biological process: autophagy of mitochondrion; protein modification by small protein conjugation; protein lipidation.